AUGUCAGAUGACGAGGAUUUUAUGCAGGAGUCCGACGAGGAGCAACUGGGGCAGUACGAAAAGGCUGCCGACCACUACGCCGAGCUCCUCACAUACGUCAAAUCGGCCGUAACUCGCAACUACUCGGAAAAGUCCAUCAACAAUAUGUUGGACCAUAUAGAGAAGGGGGUCGACAACUCGCAGGCGGUGCGAUGCGUGGAGAAGUUCUAUUCGCUCACUCUAGCGAGCUUCCAAACGAGCAACGAGAGGUUGUGGCUCAAGACCAACGUGAAGCUGGCCAAGCUGUUACUGGACCGCAAGGAUUACCCGGAGGUGUCCAAGAAGCUCAGAGAGCUUCAUAAGGCGUGCCAGCGCGAGGACGGGAGCGAUGACCCGAGCAAGGGGACAUAUUCGCUAGAGAUUUACGCUCUGGAGAUCCAGAUGCUGGCCGAGACCAAGAACAACAAACAACUCAAGACUCUGUACCAGCGGGCGCUCAAGGUCAAGUCGGUAGUUCCACACCCGCGGGUCAUGGGCAUCAUCCGUGAGUGUGGUGGCAAGAUGCACAUGAGCGAGGAGAACUGGAAGGAGGCGCAGAAGGACUUCUCCGAUUCUUUUCGCAACUACGACGAGGCCGGAUCGCUGCAAAGGAUUCAGGUGCUCAAGUACCUGUUACUGACGACGAUGUUGAUGAGGUCGAACAUCAACCCGUUUGACUCGCAGGAGACAAAGCCUUAUAAAUCAGACCCGCGCAUCUCGGCCAUGACGGAACUGGUUGACGCGUACCAGCGCGACGACGUGCACGAGUACGAGAGUAUCCUCAAUCGGAACCAGGACUUGUUGUCAGACCCCUUCAUUGCCGAGAAUAUUGACGAGGUAACGCGAAACAUGCGUACAAAGGGCCUGGUCCGACUCGUCGCCCCCUACACGCGGAUGAAGCUCUCGUGGCUUGCUUCUCAGCUCAGAAUACCCGAGUCCGAGGUCCAGGACAUUAUUGGGUUCCUCAUUGUCGACGGUAAGAUCCGCGGCCAGAUCAACCAGCAGGACGGUGUGCUCGAGAUUACAUCUGACGCCGACUCGGAGAGAAUUGCGGCCCUGCGAGGCCUCACCAAAUCGAUGGCCGACAUAUUUGGGGCCAUCUUCACCGACGGCGAGGGCUUCCGCAACGAUCAAAGCACCUUAGAGGUGGAUUCGCGGGCAGCGCCACAUUCCACUAUGGAGCAGUUGCGACAUAAAUCCAAGGGGAAGAAGGCCAAGGCUUCUGCAUUAGCAUGA
Geosmithia morbida is the source of this 1254-nucleotide messenger RNA. RefSeq names its product COP9 signalosome complex subunit 2. The record is from RefSeq and is a predicted model, not a curated record. NCBI's taxonomy places the organism in Eukaryota, Fungi, Ascomycota, Sordariomycetes, Hypocreales, Bionectriaceae. Gene Ontology annotation, biological process: protein deneddylation. Gene Ontology annotation, cellular component: COP9 signalosome. The transcript has 3 exons. Bases 1 to 1254 code for a protein of 417 amino acids.